This is a messenger RNA of Micropterus dolomieu (smallmouth bass), 427 nucleotides long. RefSeq names its product leucine-rich repeat-containing protein 40-like. The record is from RefSeq and is a predicted model, not a curated record. The transcript has 3 exons. The coding region runs from base 83 to 427 and encodes 114 amino acids. Gene Ontology annotation, molecular function: protein binding. Lineage: Eukaryota; Metazoa; Chordata; Actinopteri; Centrarchiformes; Centrarchidae.
GGAAGACGCGUCACAGUUUGAGGUGUGGAGGUAAACGUUUAGCUCAGUGCUGCAAGGAAUCAUUUUACUAAGCAUAUUUAUAAUGUCUCGGUUAAAAAGAGGUGAUAAGGGGGACUCUCUGGCGGGCUUCAGGACUGAAAAGACAGAAGGGACAAUUCCUAACGGGUUGCUAAAGGCGGCUAGGAAAAGCGGGCAGCUCAACCUGUCCGGCCGAGGACUGACAGAAGUCCCUCAGAAUGUGUAUCGGCUAAACAUUGACACGCCAGAAGAGGCCCAGCAGAAUGUGUCCUUUGGUGAGUCAGAUCGCUGGUGGGAACAGACUGACCUCACCAAACUGCUGCUCUCGUCCAAUCAGCUUACAAAACUGUCUGAUGACAUCAGACUACUGCCUGGACUCACUGUACUGGAUGAAAAACUGCUAGACUAA